This is a messenger RNA of Hyalella azteca, 14016 nucleotides long. RefSeq names its product mucin-17. Lineage: Eukaryota; Metazoa; Arthropoda; Malacostraca; Amphipoda; Hyalellidae. Gene Ontology annotation, biological process: positive regulation of transcription by RNA polymerase II; DNA damage checkpoint signaling. Bases 143 to 7315 code for a protein of 2390 amino acids. The transcript has 13 exons. Gene Ontology annotation, cellular component: nucleus. Gene Ontology annotation, molecular function: histone binding. The record is from RefSeq and is a predicted model, not a curated record.
CGGUGCGGUCGAGAUAUGGAAGUCUGAGGAUUGUUUCCGCCAGCGCCAUGGUAUCAUGAAAGUGAUUUACAAGGCAUGCAUCUAACCCCUCAUAGUCUUUCCUCUUUGUUGAAUAAAAUUAAAGCAACAGUUUGAAAUUGGAAUGUCUUGGAUCAACACAACUUUUGAUGAGAACUCACCUGACUUGGGUUCUUCCAUGGAUGAUUCCUCCAUCUUCAGCCAAAGCAUCAAUGCCAGCUUAGCUUGCCGAUCUUCACUUCCUAUAAACUCACAGCCGCUGUUUGGCCCUCCAAUGUCAUCAACAAAAGACUUGUUGAGCCCAGCUGGUAAUGGUGCAGCCAUUGCAUCGCGAUGUUCUUCAGUUCUAGACUUAACUCAUCAUCAGAUGGCUGGUUCUUUGCUUGGUUCACCAUCUUCCUCUGACAUUGCAGUACAUAACGGCUCCUCGCAUUCUUUGACAAGCUCGUCAGCUUUAUUUCCUCUGGCAUUUCUGGAAAGAGGACCUAAUCAGCCCACCAAAAGCAGUUCCUCGGUGCUCUUGGCGCCCUCCGAUGUUGGUCCCCUCUCGGAUGAAGAAGAUCCUGACUUAGUCACCACCUCUUGCCCCAUCCCUGACCUCGACAACAUGACUGCUAAUGAGCUUUGUGAGGAUAUUGCCUACACGCAUCAUUCCCUUGGACUCAUGGCCAAUACGCCAGGGCACCUGAAUGGCCUGGAUGAACCUCCUCAGUUGGUGUCUCCUCCCCAAAGUGUAACCCACAGCCUCGGGGAUUCUUCCUCCAACUUCCCCUCUCCACCAGAAGUUCCUGUUGCCUCUACAGCAGUUUCCUUGCAGGCCUCUGCUUCAUCACCCGUUUCUUCUAUUGUCACGAUCACUGCAUCUUCUCAUUAUGACUCGCACAAACUAUUUCAAACUCAAAACAAAUCUGAUCACAUUUCUCAGCCCCGAAUAGCUCCGUCAGUUGCUGAUGACUCAUUGAACACUUCUAUAAUUUCAUCAUCGUCUAAUUUAUUUCCAUCCAGCAAUAUGCUAAAUCAAAGUUCUGAAGCAACGCCAGAAACCCCUGCGAUAACUUUUCUGUCAGAUGGUAAUCAAUCUUUAAGGUUGUCAUUGUCUCCUUCACAAAUAACAAGCUUUGUUUCUGAAGAGAGUCCGCUUCCUAAUACAAGCCAAAUGAAUCAUAGUUCAUCUCUGUUUAACAAUUCAAAAUACGAUUCCCUGAACAUUUCAGCUAGCCUCAGUCUUACGGAGCCAGAUACCACUGCGUUACUUCCAGUCAAGGACACAGUUUCAGAAUCUGAUGACAAUACUGCAUCAAAAGUGAACAAGUCCUCAAGCUCAGGUAGUUCGUCCAAUACAGCCCACGUAACCACCGCACCUACCCAUGAUGGUGGUGGUGGUGAUGGCAAUGCUGGUGAUGAUGGUGGCAGUGGAGAUGGUGGUGGCAAAGGUAAAGAAGUUGCUCCUGAAGACAAAGAAGAGGAUACCACCAGUCACGAGGCAUCGAGUUCAAGCAACUCUAGUCAAGAAUCCACUUCUCGCCAUUCAAGAAAUGCAGCCAAUGUUCCUUCGCCAGCUGCUGACGGCGACAUCGCGGCGUCUGCUCCCAGAACUUCUAUUACUGUUCCUCGUACCUCACUCGUCAAAUCAGACUCUGGGGAUAGUCAGAACUCUAACUUAUCUCCACCAGUCGUGGCACCGCAGUCAACUCACAUCUCGGAUCUUACAAGUGAUACUGCUACCGAAAUUCCAGUUACAUCUGUCAUUAUUACUUCACAUGACUGCACAUCUUUUGACUCGUCUAUUUUGGCGGCUGCAACAUCUUCAACAGCAAAAACUCAUUCCAUGGAUAUUACGGCAGUUGCGUCUAUCAGUACACCAUCUCACUCUGAACAAUACCCGUCAGUGACGCAUCCUAUCUCUAUAGGAUCUGCAAGCAAGCCAACAUUGCCGGUACGUACCAUGGUUACCAAAGCUGCAGUCAAGGCAACUGUGCCUCUGCCAUCACAACUCGCAUGCAUGGUCCCGGCCUCUAAACAACGCUGUGCACCGCAGGCCACAUCUUCAUUAACGACCAAUAUUUCACUGUCAUCUCCAAAGAUGUCUAAACAGCUCUCACAUGAGUCGCAAGACCUCUUUGACAGCGAAGACCUCGCGCAGGAGGCUGCUGAUUCACUAGAUGAUGAUGAUGAUGAUGAUGUGGUGGAAGCAUCUCCUACUGAAUUGCAAGCUCGGUCUUCCAGACCCUUGUCUACAAACUCGCCGCUGAGUGCUGAGGGUCACUGGAGGAAAUCUUCUCGAGUUUUCAACAUUAGCUCCAAUUCCUCAUCUUCCUCUGUUGAUCCUGACAGCAACUCUUCCAGUGAUGCCAAAGUUCUUGUUGAUUAUCACAAGUUGAAGAAAAACAAGGAUUUUGAAAUAAGCCCCACAAUAGAACGCCGUCGGAAAGGCAUCAGUGAAGCAUACAUGGAAUCGACUGCAAAUCGAAAGAUUUCAUUUCCCCCUGAUUUGCCGAGCUCCAGCUCCCAGCACACAACAGCUGUUGGAAGACCAAGUCCAGCACCAGCGCCGACAGGCAACACAGAAGCCGACUGCACUGUGCCACAGUCAUUGGAUCAAAGCCUUGAGGUCAUCUACGACGCAAAACGCGACUCUGUUUAUCGUCUUCCGCCCUUAGCCGAUGAUGGAGCUACGAGUUCGGUCGUAGAAUCUCAAGACUUGCAAUUGUUGUUGCCAACAGAUUCGCAAUCACAAGCAUCUUCUGUACUACCCUCUGGUAGUACAGAAGCAUUUUGCACAUCUGCUGGAGGUGUCGCUUCAAGUUGCGUGGUCCGUAAUGCCAGCUCUGAGGAACUCUCUCAUCUCCCUAGUGCGCAGAAGUCGAUGUGCCGCAACACGCUCAGCAGCAGCAGCGGCAGUUGUUUAGUGCAAGAUUCUCAAGUGCCAGUGGGUACAAUUAAUCCCACUCAGCUGGAGUUGCUACUCUCGGAAUCAGAGCGCCCCAGGCUCUCUCAGUCGCCCGAGGUUGGCUUGCUUCUUUCAAAUCCUAUUCAACAGGAGUUAAAAUCUAAUUCAACAGGAGUCGAGUCCAUGUCAACUUCACUAACAAGCUCAAAAGACCAGCGAUCAACAAAAAAUAAAGACUUUUCUGUUACUGAAAGCAGCAUUUUGAGCUACAAUAAGAAAGUGAAUUUUUCUGCUGAAAUUCAUGAUUCGUCACUUGGAGAGGAAAGUCAAUCCAAUAUUCAUCCCAGUAUUGAAAUUAUAGAAACAGUGACACCAAAGUUCAAGUCUCCUGCCAGGUCCAAAAACCAGUGCCAUCAGUCAUUGCUUUUAGACAGCGCACCUUCGCAACCUUCCAGUUCAGAUUCGUCAUCCUCGUCUUCACAUUCUAAUGGUACGCUUGACCCAUCCGAGACUCCUGAGAUAGGCGUUGAAGCGCGCAGCUCAGCAAGAGCUUCUAGUCCAUCCAACUCUUUGCCUGAAACAGACUCAUCGCCCGAAGAGAGGAUAAAGUUACCAGAAAUAAGCUCAUAUAAUUCAGAGACUUUAUCUACUUUCCAGUGUAGUGGCAGUAUAAUUGCGAAGGCAACGCAAGCUGCUAAACAGAGCGUUAUUGAAGCUGAACAAAAGUCAAAGGAAGAUCGACUUGCACAUUCCCCUAGGAAAAGAGUUUGUCUAGAGCAGGCUUCAAGCUCGAUGAGCCUUGAUCUUUCUCCGUAUGUUCCUGUAAGUGAAACCCCAACGAACAAGUCGUAUAAUCAAGAAGGUAUAAUCCUGAAAUCUUUACAAAAAGACAAUCCAACCAAAUCUUCAUCUUCUGAUUCAUCAGGCCUGAUUGAGUCCAUUUCAGGCAGAGACGUUAGAAGAACUUCAACUCCUAACCAAUCACGGAUUAUCGCGGGAAUCAGUCCAAGCAUAUCAGAGGAAGGUGGAAGCUACAUAGAGAAAGAUCUGCCAGUCAAUUCUUCUGUAGAAGAGAUAGGGAAGUCUGGUGAAGGAGCAGUUGCUGUAGAAUCAGCAGAGGAGGGCUUGGGGCGAACUAUUUCCUCCAAGUCAACAGUGGAACUACUACAUGAAGAUGUAUCCAAAACCGAUUCUUUCAAGUCCAUCGAGGAGUUGCGUUCUAAUGAUUUUAUAUUAGAAGAAGUGCUGGAGUUGAAAGUCUGGCGUAAUCGUUGUGACAACAGUUUAUUUUAUACAAGCGAAAAUGGCAAUGAAGAGCUCUUUUCCAGAACCUUGCCCUUCAGACCAAAACUCGCUAAAAGCAGCAGCAGCAGUAGCAGCGAUAAACGAAUGUCUGACGUGUCAACUAUCACGUCAUCGUCAUCAGGAUACCACGCCGAUAAAAGUUCUAGUUCGUCUACUGGUUCUCGUCGCAUGUCAUCUCUAACGCAGGCUGACAGCGUUCUGCCCAGAAGUCGGUUGUCGGUCGAGAGCGUUCAGAUCGUUCCUUAUGAGAAUGAACCACCCUUUGCUUUGCCAUCUUCCAGGCCAUUGAAGAGCAAGUCUCCUCGCGUUCCUGCUCUGAUAGCUGAAGAAACGAGCAGCAGUGACGAGCGGGACACGGCGGUGACACAGCGAACUUUGGGCUACGGCCAUUUUAAAGCUGGCAAAAGUAGCAAGUUGCCGAUAAUUCGAGUCAAGUCUACGAUUCCUGAACACCCGGAAGGGAUUAUUGAGACUGAUCACUCUAUUACCGAAGUUGUGGACUUAACUGGCAGUGACCCUCCAGCUCGAAGAGAAGAACGCCAAGUGAUAGAAAAGCCCACGGAAUUGAAAUCUUUGUCAAAAACCGGAAUUGUCAAUAAGGGUCUUCAUUACGAUCUAGAUAAGUUUUUCGGCGACUUACCAGAUUCUGCUGUUGAUGUUUUGAGGUCCGUGCAAAUGUCCGAGGAAGAAGAGGAAAUUUUUGUUGGUGGUUGCGACAACCAAAUCAGUAUGCUUGAUAGACACGAAGAACAAGCGCGUAUGGUCAUCAGCAAGAUGAUAGCGGUCACUCUUGCGCCAAAUAUUUUAGUAUUUGCUAAGUAUCAUGACCAUUACUACUCCGCUAUUAUCGAGUCGGAACAUCCUUCAGGAGGUUGGAAUAUUAGGUUCACCUUGGAUGGCUUCCAAAAACACUGUCCUAUUGAGCAUAUUCUCCCCAUCGAUAUUCUACCUCGCGGACAGCACUGCUUCAGGCGCUAUCAAGGCCCAAGUAACAGCAAGUCAAUUGUGAGUGUUGAUGUGAUAAUUACAGGGCACACUGUUCAGGACAACAUUGUGCUCCAUAUCGCUGAGGACGCCCAGCAAGCUUUCCAAGUACCACACUCUCAUCUGUCCAUGAAUGUUAGCGACGCUGAACGUUUCGUCAACGCGUGGAAGGUAACGCAAAGCAUCGUGUCAACAGGACCUGACGUUUCCCUCAAUAACAUCGUCUGUGGCAAGCGACGUCGAGCACCAGCACCCGGGUCUCCAGGGUCACUGAAAUCCGAAACGACAUCCGGUGCUUCCUACUCGCCUGCCAAAGCACGCUCCGUCCGCAAAAAACGCAAGCAAAAUUCUGAUCCUAAUUUCGACACUAGUCUCACGGAGACCGACGCAACGUUACCCGGAGGUGACGAUAGGGCGGACGUGACUGACGUAGAUGCUUCAGACGACAGCAAACGACCAGCAAAGCGCAGAUCUUUAGAUGAGCAUGAGCAAGCUACCAGUGCUGCAACUCCGGCCAGAGAAGCCACUCCUGUUCGGUCGAAAAUGCAUCCGCGGAUCAGAGAAAUUCUCUCGGAAGAUAUCAGUGAAGAUGAUCCGUCUGAUGAUGAACCUUACACUGUGACUCCUAAAUCUUCUAGAAAGAAGUCAGUGCCCAAAAAAUUAUCUCUCAGUUCUCCGAAAAAGAAAUCUAGGACUGUGAAAAGAUUGAUGGUAUCACUUACAGUUGAUCCGAGUUUACAGUCUACGAUAGACGACCAAUCUGGUGCAGAAGUCGCUCCAGAAGUAUUGGAGAGACUUGCAUCUGAUGGCGAGCCGGAAGAAGCGAGUCUUGCGGAACCAGAUCAUCCUCUCAAACGUGGCAGGAAAUGCAAGAGGAAAGGAACCAGUCCCUCUCUGGACCCCGCUCCUGAUCGCGACUCAAACCCGGCCUCGACAGCUCCAUUACAACUCCAGGCUCAGACGCCUCGCAAGCGUGGCCGUCCGCCUGGCGUCGCUGGAAGCGAUUCAAGGACUCCUAGUAAACAAGCCAAACUGGAGACGACAUCCACACCACAGCGUAAAGACGAAGACGAUUCUCAUUCCAAAGGCCCCGCAAAACCGGAAAAUGUAACCAAGUUCGCGAGACGAGGCAGAACUCGGUCGUGCAGUUCUGACACUGCCGACGAAGCAGAGGUUUUAACCGCUGCUUCAUCCUCACGAGCUGUUGAGUCCAUCAGAUCUAGUGCUCGGUCUCCUGUAGCAGCUACAGCCGUCGGCCCUGCAGGUGACCGCACUGCCAAAACAAGGCAGAGCCGUAAAGACCGAAGGACAGGACUUCGGUCUCGCCUGGACACAAUUGAUGAGGGUGAAGCGUCUGUGGUUCCUCCGUUUAGAGAGGAGCGACUUCUCGACCCCGGCACUGAUCCCAGACUGGGCACUAUACCGCCUAAAGGCAGCCUCAUAUUCCAAGGAUACACCGUCCUCAUAACGGACUCGGGUGCAAGCAAAUCUAGAUGCUUCAAUCAGGAGAGUGACGAUGAAGACGACAUUCCGCCGCUGAACAGACGCCAUCUGACGGAACAGAUCCGCGCGGGCGGCGGUGUUGUCAUCAGUAAAUUCGAGGAGGCUGACCUCAUACGAGUGAGACAGGCCACCUUCAGUGGCGGAGGAAGGGAGAGCCAAGAAGGCGGACGCCUACUGCUGCUGUGCGACAAGCCGUGCCGCACCACCAAGUACAUCCAGUGCCUGCUGGUGGGCAUCCCCAUCGUCAGCCAUCGCUGGGUGAUCACAGCCUCUGAUAUGAACCAGCGGCGCGACUGGGAGAACUUCCUGUUGCCUGCUGGCGUCGACGUCGUCACCGGCGCCAUGGUUGAGCAGAGCCCCGGCGUCGUCAAGCAUACGCCUGGUGAUGCAGUCACAGCGUCCCUGGGCCGAGUGCUGGACCGGAAGACAACCAUCGUGUUGGCUGACGCGAGUAUUCCCAAGCCUGAGCUGGACCGCGCACGGCAGCUGGGCAAGCCUGUCGUGAGCAGCGCGUGGUUCAUACAGAGCGUCAUCUUUGGCUACAAACUUCCUUGCGACUUCCAUUCCUCCUUCAAACAUGAUGCCCAGCCUGAAGUCGCUGCCCUAGACAACUAGGGUAUUAAUUUCUUCCCUUAUUUACCAUCUUGAACUUGAUGGUAUCUCCCGACUCCCAGUGUGGAUUUUUAUUAAUGGGAUCAUCCAAUUCCGAUUAAAAAUCAUGCUAUCACCGCCAUAACUGACUGAACAAACUCCUCUGUAUCUUGAGAUCAAUUUUAGGCUGGUUAUAACCAACAGUAACUCUUAAUGAAAUUUUAUUAUGCCAAGGUUGAACCACUGUUUCUAUUAUUAUUGAUCCAUCACCUACACGUAUCUAGUGUACCGCUUGUUAUAUUAAUCCAUAUGGCGACGUACAACUUAUUUCGGGCUGCAGAAGUGUGCACCGUUAUUAUUGUACCGAGUGAGGUUAAAAGUGUACCUAUGCAGAGUCUGAAAAAGAUUAAAAUAGUUUCAGUUUUUAAUUUUGAAGACAUUUUUAAUUUUGAAAAAUGUUAUUACAGGCGUUAUAAAUGAUGGCAGACAUUUUUGUUUUAUGACUUUUAUCAAGUUGUAACUUUUUUUUAAUGAGGACGGAUCUACUUAUAUUUAGCUGUAAGAGUUUAAUACGGGUUUUGGUUUGGAAGGUUGAAUUUUUUAGUGGAUUCUCAUGAAUGACAUAACAUUAUUUUUACCAUUUUCUUAGGAAAUUACCAAGUUUAAGCCAUUUACAAUUUUUUUUCUCGACUGUUUUUGAUGAUUAGUUCUCUGUGACUAAUAUCUUUAUCCUUCCGUGUUUGUUUUUCUGUCGUUCAGUUUUUCCUCUAUGCCACGCGUUUCAAUUAAUUGCUGCGUUUUAGUUCAAGAAUUUUACGUAUGUCUUCUGUUACGAGGUUAGCAGUCGGCAUCUGUUUUGCCAGCGUCAGAUUCAUAUCAUUCGUGGUUGCGUGUCUAACAUUUUCACCGGUGCAGGAAAUAUCACAUUGUCCUACUUAACAGACCGUUAUUGCUUUUAAUAAAUCGUGCUGCGUUAUCGCUGUAGGCCUGUAGCAUCAAUACGUAACAGGACACACAUUAAUCUAAUUUCGACAGAAGGUUUGUUCCCCAGCAUUUUUUCUGAAAGGUGAACUCUGAAUUGAUUACCGACAAGAUGAUCUGAGGUAUCCAAGAACAAUUGAAUUAUAUUCCUCCAUUUUUUCAUCUUUAUUCGUUUGAAUAAUUUAUUUUUUCGUUCCUGGUCCCUGAUUUUCUUGAGCCACUUUACGAGGGUAAAUUAAAUUAUAUCGAUUGAGUUACCAACACGUGUGAAGAUUGCUUGCAACAGCAUCAUAAGUUGGAAGAUUAUUCAGUGCUGCCAGCAUCAUAAAUUGGAAGAUAAUUCACCGCUGCUCAGUAAAUAAUUUAUUAACCAAGUAACUAAGACGGUCAACGCUUCGUCAUUAGCGCGUACACACAUAACAGGGCAUUCAUGAGUAGACCAAUGUUUACAAUUGUGCUUCUUGUAGACCCAUAGUAAUUAUUGCAUUUUUAUUUACUAAAGAAAAUUUGCAGCAGUCAUUUUAUUAUCUACUCUAAUCCUUCAUUUAUAAUCGAUUGAAAAUUUUUAAUUGAUUAUCGUUUAAAAAAAGAAAUUUGAGUUUUAUUCGAAUCCAGUGUGUGUGAAGACCAGCAGAAAAUUUAAUGUAAAAAUUUCUCUGUUAGUGUAGAAUUUACUUAACCAAUAAAACCUGAAAAAUACUUGUAGUGCAGUUAGCUGUAAAUAAGAAUAAGUGAGUUGUAUUUAAUCCUCAAGACAUGUAUAUACUCAACAUUGGUGUCUUAGUGAAGAAAUGAAUAUGGGACUGAAGUCCCUUACGUAUGUACAACUAUAGUAAGCUCAGUGUGUCGUCUUUAACGUGCUUAUUACGUUCGUGAUUCUCCGGGUUUUUCGAUGCUAUUUAAUAAGUUUUUGAAUUCUGUGGAUGUAUGAUUUGCAAUUAAAUUAGCGGCUAAGUGUGUAGUUGAUUGUAAUGGAAAUGAAUUAUUUGAUGAUUCUGCACUUUAAAUGACUGGUCACUCCCCCACCUUAUGACCUAAAUCCUGUAAGAUUUUCUUCCAGUUUUUCUGUUGUUACCUGUGAUAGCGUUUGCGAAUUGAUCGCUUUUAUGUUAACAUUAUCUGGAAUAUCCUUAGAAAAAAAUUAUUCCUUCUUCCAUAAAAUAGGGUAGAGUUUUUCAAAUCUGCGAAUUUUUUUGGCCAAAUCCUGAUAAACCAAAAUCUCUGCUUUUCCUGUUGGGUUCACUCUAGUCCAGACUUGGUCUAAUGAGCCAAUCUCGAUUGUAUUUAAGAAGUGCCGUCUGAUCUUUAAUGCUUUCUAGGUUCGACUCUAAAAAUGCUUAGGAUGUACCAACUCUGAUGAACGUCAGAAAAAUUCGGUACAAGUCUUCGAUCAUUUGUUUAAUUUUUUUUAUUACUUUUUGAUGGAUAUUUAUUUUUGGCAUUAUGAAGACUGAAGCUCGCGCUUGAUUAAUUUCAUAGAAAAGGCAGUUUCAAGCAGGUUUCGUUCCGUCAUCAAGAUUUGUUUUAAUAGAAGAUGAGGAGAGGAAGGGCCAGACAUUUCUGCGUAUUAUAUUGUGUUCUGAAUAAGAACUGACACGCAGCAUUCAGAUUUCUUUCGAUUUGUUUUUACAGUAUUUCUAUUCGGAAUACCUUUAUGUUGCCAAGGGAGUUCAUGUUGCAUUUCCUUUUUGGUUCAGUUAGUAAGUGUUGCUUAAAUUUCCCUCGAUUUGAUGUGAGCUUCGUACCCUGUAGUUAAUUUUCGAGGGUUUGCCCGGGACCGGUAAUGUUGGAAUGAAGUUGUUCAAUCUUAGAUCUCUUCCCGGAUUAGUUUCAAAUUCAUGUAUUGUAUUCUUGGGAAUCGUUAUUAACCUGAAAACGUCCAAUUGAAGUAAAAAUUCUACGAAAUGUGCAAUGUUAUGAAAGUGCCGUCACAUUACGGCUCAUUCCAAGUCUGUUAACGCUGCAACUCAAUUAAUUAAUUUGAACUGAUCCAAGAGCGUAGAAUUUAGUGCAAUUCUGUCAAGCGUUAAAGAACGGACUCCAAAUUUUCUAGACCGAGAUCCUAUGUUUUUUUCUCGUAGACCUUAAAUGUUGAGAACUAGAACGUUCAAUUAUCACGAAUUUUAUUUUUAAUUGAUUCAGCAAUUGAAGUUUCCUUCGUUAAAUGAACUUGUAAAUUUCUUAUAUAUCUUCUAACGGACGCGGGGCUUUAACCUGUUGGAUAGACGUAGCUCACUGUUUGUGUAAAGGAAAUGACGGGGGAAAAAUAUUUGUUUAUUAAUUACCUUCUUUAACCCACCAAUGACCGUUGGGUGCUCGGUGGCUAAACUCCCCUCAAUGGCUGUAGCAACGUAGAAACCAUGCCCCCAAGGAGCAAUAGUUACGCUAAGUUGUCUCGUAGUUACGCUAAGUUGUCUCGUAGUUACGCUAAGUUGUCUCUCGUAGUAAAGCGCCCGUGAUAAGGCGCUUUAGUUUAGACUUAAAAUUAUUGCUAAUAUUAUCAUUAAUUAAUGUGCUUAUUAUUAUGUGUUGUGUGGUGCGCCCUCAGUUUCAUCGUUCAUAUCCACGCAUUUCGCAUUUGUUAUGUGUUUACCGUAUAAAUACUUGAAGGAAGUGCAAGGUUUCUACUUAUGGUCAUCACACGUGGUACGUCGUAUUUGUUCUGUAUUUACCGUAUAAAUGCUUGAAGGAAGUGCAAGGUUUCUAUUUAUGGACAUUAGACGUACGUCGUAUUUGUUCUGUAUUUACCGUAUAAAUACUUGAAGGAAGUGCAAGGUUUCUAUUUAUGGACAUUAGACGUACGUCGUAUUUGUUCUGUAUUUACCGUAGAAAUACUUGAAGGAAGUGCAAGGUUUCUUUCUACUUAUGGUCAUCACACGUACGUCGUAUUUGUUCUGUAUUUACCGUAUAAAUACUUGAAGGAAGUGCAAGGUUUCUACUUAUGGUCAUCACACGUACGUCGUAUUUGUUCUGUAUUUACCGUAUAAAUACUUGAAGGAAGUGCAAGGUUUCUAUUUAUGGUCAUCACACGUACGUCGCAUUUGUUCCGUAUUUACCGUAUAAAUACUUGAAGGAAGUGCAAGGCUUCUACUUAUGGUCAUCACACGUACGUCGCAUUUGUUCCGUAUUUACCGUAUAAAUACUUGAAGGAAGUACAAGGUUUGUACUUGUGGUCAUCAAUUGGGGCUUUUCAACGCAACGUUCACUCAGCCUCAUUAUUGCAGCGGGUGAAAGCAUGCCUACAUUUUAUCAUUGCACUCGCUGCUGCUUUCUUAUUAACAAACAAUCCUCAUGAUCAUUCAUAUGGAUCAAACUGUAAAUUGAUCAAAUUUAUCAAAAAUCUUUCUAGCGUCUGCAAAUAAUCGGAAUUUUAAUUUGUUCUUGAAAGCUUAUUAGUACGUUUGUGUUGAAUGGAACCCUCCUGAGUAUCAAAUGUUGUGCCGCAAGUCAAUCUCUCAAAUAUGAGACUUCAGGAAGACUUGUUACUAUGUGCCAUAUUCGACUUGAAUGACUUCUCGGUCGUGAUAGUAAGUCAAGACUACCUCCUGCUCUUUGUUGUCUACGCUCGUGUUGCAUUCUAGCGACGCUGAUGGCCUGCGUCUCAACAUAUUUCUCGACUUCGCUGAGCUUCUCAUAUGGUCAUGUAGAAAUGUUCGCGUAUGUGCACUUCUGCAGUGUUGGGCAUUAAUUUACGAAGUAGUUAGUUUUGUGGAGUUUCACUUGUUGAACACUAACUAUUAUUAUCAAAUUGGUCUUGUAACUCAUCCUGAUUGACGAAUGAUCCUAUCGAAUUCAUGAUUAUAGAUAGAGCUUUGACACUGAUUCGUAUUUCGUUGCCGAUUUCUAGGGAUAUGGGUUUUUCAAUCAUCCUUUGUUAUAAAAUUAUUAUUUUCGUCAAACUCCAAACAUGUUUCUUGAUUGACGAGAAACGCUGUUCAGAAACAAUUCGAGAUGAAGAUCAGCUGCGCCGACAGCUGGAUUUGAAAGUGGAAUGUAUGCAGGUAAUGUUUUUUUUUAUUUCUUCUUUUAAUUCCUGCUUCCUUCAGAUCGACAUCUUUCCCAAUCACUCGAUGGAGAUCAGAGCAUGACUCCUAAUUUCAUUAUCCAACCCCUAAUUUUUUUAACGAAAAAGUUGCCAUUGCUACUCUUCUAUAGAAGUACCCGUUAAAAUGAGUAUUCGGAAGGCGCAAUUUGUUGAACAGGACUUGCGGAAUAACGCCAAUUUUAAAAAUUGCGCACAUAUUUCAGUGUGUAAUUGUGGCGGGCAAAUGCUACGAAUAAUUGAAAGCUUGCUUUAUUCUUGUUGCCGCCCGUCCCCAUCGCCGGUACGCCCUUGCGUUGUGGUGCAUUCGUUCGAAAACCUAACGUGCGUACGCCAUGAAAUUCAGGUACUAAGUUAUGAAGCGCUUUUCAAAUUUUUUUCGUUUCUUGCUUUACUAAAUUUGAGAAAAGCAAAGAAGCUCGGGUUACGUAACACCUCUGAAAUGUUUUUCUGAGGUGCAGACGUUCUAGACACACUUUAUAUUUUUACCUCGGAUCCGAGACUUUGAUUUUGUGUUAUAAUUUGACUUUUUGAUUUGAAAUUGAAGAAAUUCGGGGUCAACUUUUUUCUUCACUUGGUAACGUGUACAAGUCAUGUGUCCUGAAUGCCUGCUUCUCAUGUGAUGCUUCAGCUCCAUUUUCUCUUAUGUUCAUAACUUUAUAUUUGCUACCUAAACUCCUAAAGUAAACUGUAGCUUACUUUUUUAUUUGUGUUUAAUUUCCCCUUUUUGUAGUUUUCCUUAUCCCAGAGUUUUUUUAGUGCAUGUUUCAUGCGCUUAUAUUAUGUACUUGCUUAUCCCUUUGGUGAAUGCCAACUUAGUUUACUUUUCUGAACUAACUUGUAAAAUCUUACUACCACGACGCGAUUUAUAUCUGCACGUUCCAAUUAUAUUGCCAAUUCGUACAGAAUUUGUUGGCUGCACACAACAACGUACGGUGGUAAGACUGGAGAGUCACGAGGAGGACAAGUGAUGCAUUGCUUACAUUGAGUGAUAAGCUUUGAUUUCUGAAUACAAAGGCACAAUUAACUUCAGUUUGUUAUGUGGCGUCAGCUGCUGUAAAUAGUGAAGCCCCUGGUUGUAUAUAUGUUUUGAAGCAAAUGUAUAUAACUUUCGGAGCCAUAACUGUUUUCAUGAGCAUUUAAAAAAUACCAAUUAAAGGUGCAAUUUUGAUCAAUGUCGGCUUGUUUUUGUAAAUACGUCAGGCACCGGAAAAAUAUCAGCUUUCGAAUUAAGUAGAUUUAGCGUAACGUAAAGUAGAACUUGUGAUGUAGAAAUGACGUUUGGUUCCUCCAGUGACCUUUGGCUUCAUUCUUCUCGUAUUUUGAGGAUGUGGACCAUUUUUCUGCAAGUAUAUCUAAGCAUCGUACAAUUCAGAGUAACCGCUUGUUUAUCAAGUUUAUUUUCAUUGAGGCCUACUUAUGUACGUGAUGUAGAAUAUGUAUUAUGUCAGUGAAUGCGGGUAGUGUUGUGCUGUAAUGUUUAGCUCCGUUCGAGAUCAAUUUCCUCGCUUCUUUUUCUUAUCAAAUUCCUCGACCCAAAUUUACAUCAAACUGUAAGCGAAAGUAUACCUGAUACCUUAAAUGUCGUCUGGCGAACUGGAUUCUCGAAGAGUUCCAAGCAUUUACUGUUUUUAUUUGUAGCUUUGAACAUAUCGCUUAAUUGUUCCAUGCAGUACACAGUAAAUAAAAUGCUCUUGCUUUG